Messenger RNA from Stegodyphus dumicola, 566 nucleotides. RefSeq lists its product as uncharacterized. NCBI's taxonomy places the organism in Eukaryota, Metazoa, Arthropoda, Arachnida, Araneae, Eresidae. The record is from RefSeq and is a predicted model, not a curated record.
UUUUGGUAUUUAUUUACUAGAAGCGCAGAUUAGAAUUCCCAGACCCAGUCAUGAAACUGUUGGUCCUUAUUUUUGCCACCAUUGUAGCUGUCAGCGCACAGAAACGAUACCCGCAACGUCCAUCUUAUCCUCGCAUCACAGUACCAUCGUUUCAGCCAUACUUUGCCCCCUUCCCACCAUUCUUCCCAUUCUUUCCAUUCUAUCCACCCAUACCUUAUCCUUCCCUACCAUCUAGCGGCAGCAGCGAAGAAUAUGCAGUAUCUCUAGAAGAUGCCCCAGUAGGAUUGUACAGCAAAUCAUCUGGUGGUGAAGGCUCAUUUGAUGGUGGGCUGGACGUCACCGGUGCUUCUUUAGGAGGAACUAAAGUUGGUCUGUAUGGUAAACAAAAUGUCAACCCAAGUGGAUAUGCCGCUCCUUUGGCUCGCGUGCCAUUUGCUCAAGGAGUUCGUCAAGGCUGAUUAAUGAACUGAAUCUCAGGAAACUGAAAGUGUAAACGGAAACAAGUAUGCGACCCCCAAGAAGAUUAUUGUAAAAAGAAUGGAUAUUGAAAUAAAUGUUGAUCAGUA